AUGUCAAAUAGUGUUGACCUGACGCAAAGUACAAAAGUUGAUAUUGAUGACCCUGUUUAUUAUAAUUCAAACUUGGUUUGCCGUGGUUGUUUGAAAAGAAGCGGUGUAAUGAAAAACCUAGUUGAAUGGGGAUUAGAUGUUGAUUUCUUUGCUUACACCGACGUACCCAGGGAUCCAUCUGAAGGAAUGCCGGAGCUGAUAUGUGACGGGUGUGAGGCUAAUCUUCAGAGUGCCAAGAACUUCAAAAUCAAAUGCCAGCAGUCGGACAUUAUAUUAAGGUCAAAUAUGAAGAAAAAAACACCUUCCCGUAAUACAGUGAGUCAAGCUCAUGUUACAUCAGUGUUACGUAACAAAAUGCUGUUAUAUUUAAUAACGGCUCCUAAUCCAGAAGACAAAAUACCUCUUAAAUGUCCGCAUAAAUUUUGCAACUCUGAAUUUUAUAAAAAAAUCCAUGUGAUCACCCAUCUUAGGAAAGCCCACAACAUCAGCGCCGAGUUUGAAAUACACCAACAGUUUUACUGCACAGAAAAGAAUUGUGUGUACAACUUGACUUCAGAACCUAGUAAAUUCUUUACGGGGCGUAAAUUCUUGAAUCAGCAUUACAGCAAAAUGCAUAACGAUAAGGUUUAUUCUUGCGAGUCUUGCCACAAAAAGUUUCCCAAGGUCACAGACUAUUAUAGACAUUUAAAAUCUUGCAAUUUAAUGUAUGUGUGUUCUUCGUGUAAUAGUAGUUACACUUCACAUGAGUCGUAUCUGGUCCAUUUGCUGCGAAGACAUCCAGAUUUACACGCAAAAUAUAAAGAGGAGAAGAAAGCUAAAAAGAGACUUACAGAGAAAAGUGAUGAAGAUACGGAUGUAAAUAAUGUACAACUACCGACGAAAAUCAGAAAGGACAAUCUUGUUGAAAAGACAAAGGAGAAAAUGACAGAAGAAAUAAAACCAAACAAAUUAGUAGAAUCAAGUUUUCUGCAACAAACAGAGUCAAAUAUUACAAGGUUCACACCACUGGAGUUAAAUAUUGAUGUUUUUGAGACUUCAAUUCCACCGUUGCAGUACAUAGCAGAAAUAGACUCUGAGGAAACGCCUUUUGUUGCUCAAGAGUAUACAAUACAGGAAAAUAUUUGUGGGGAAUCAAUCGCGGAGUCUUUUGCUGAAAACCUAACUGUCGCUGAAGCUUAUACUAUUAAAGAAAAGACUGAUGAUAAAGUUAUACCAGAAAAUGAAAAAAGAAAUUCUAAUCAAAUCGGAGAAGAAUCACUAGACCGGCAUAUUUCUAAAAGAUCAGAUGGCGUAGAUGUCAAUAACGAAAUGGAAAGUUUAAAAAAAUCAUCAGCUACUCAAAUCCCUGAGGACAUCACUAAUGAUGUGUCAUUAUCUGCAUGGUCAAAUAAAAAUGAUUUUGAAUUACAAAAUGAAUCUACACAAACUGUGUUCGAAGACAUGUUAUCAAUGAGAUCCCAAAACAGCGAUGAAGAAAUUUACUUCUCUGAAUCUGUAUCUUUAUCAGACAUCCAGACUCAGACAGCUCCUUUCGAGUUUGGCUUGAUUCGGUGUAAUAAAGAAACCCAGUCUUGUACAUCUCAGACCCAAUCUCCUGAUCUUAGCAUCAAGGAGACUCAGACUUGUUUCUGCCUUUUUGAUUCACCAAACUUUAACUUCGGGCAUUUUGUUGAUAGUCUGCCGUCGAAUUCUGCCUCAGGCAACUUCAUAUCUACUGAGACACAGACUUCUGACUUCAGAACAGCCAUUCGUUCUGACGUCCUUCUGAGUUUCAGUUCGGCAGAAACUCAAACAUGCUUUGAAGAAGCCACUAACAGCAGCAUGUGA
Arctia plantaginis is the source of this 1827-nucleotide messenger RNA. The record is from the annotation of a GenBank genome assembly. NCBI's taxonomy places the organism in Eukaryota, Metazoa, Arthropoda, Insecta, Lepidoptera, Erebidae.